AUGGAUAUGUCAGACAAUAAAACAUGCAACAAGGAGAGCCAAGGAAAACAUCCCCGGUAUUUCAGCCAAUGGCUUUUUAUAGACUGGGGGUGGAUUCCUCGCUCCCUGCCGAAACACCAACCCAUUUUUUUUUACGCUAUUGUCUUACCUGUGAUAUUAAAUCCGUUUGCCUGCUUUUUCGUCAAACCUCCAGAUUUUUUCCUCUUCUGCCCACUUGUGCGUCUCCUUACAAACCUCCGCCCACCACCCCCGACAUCUGAAGCAGCAUACUCCACCGAAAUGUCGACCACCACAUCAUCUGUCAGCGCAACUAGCACAGCCUGUGGCAGCGGCGUCUGGCAAAUUCCUACCACGGAUGCUGCCUGCGCAGCGAAGAUUCGUGGCAAUGUCACCGACGUGAUGGACCAGUGCUGUGGGGACGCAUCAACCCACAAAUAUGAAAACGACUGCGGAAUUUACUGCCUCGCCCAAGGUCAAGACAUCAAAAAGCUCCAAAACUGCAUCACCAGCAAGAGCGGAAACUUCAACGACGUCUUCUGUAACGCCGCCCUCAAUGCUACAGCCACUGCAACUAGCACCAAAUCUACUUCAACCGGUACCAGCACCAGCAGCACCGGUACCUCAACCUCAACUGGCAAUGCCGCUGUUGCGAACCAGCCCGUCUCCAAGUCUGGCCUUGGUAUGAUUGCGCUCCUCUUUGGCUCCGCUUUUAUGGCCGUCCUCUCUUGA
Penicillium salamii is the source of this 729-nucleotide messenger RNA. Lineage: Eukaryota; Fungi; Ascomycota; Eurotiomycetes; Eurotiales; Aspergillaceae. The record is from the annotation of a GenBank genome assembly.